Messenger RNA from Monodelphis domestica (gray short-tailed opossum), 881 nucleotides. The record is from RefSeq and is a predicted model, not a curated record. Lineage: Eukaryota; Metazoa; Chordata; Mammalia; Didelphimorphia; Didelphidae.
GGUUCCGCGGCCUCACCUGUCCCCAUUCACCCGCGGCGGGGGCGGCGGUGGUGGCGGGCCCGUCAGGCGGAGGGAGCCGCCGCCAGGAAUGAAACUGAAGUCUGCUGCAAUAAAACACUGAAGGCUUUAAAAUGUUUUCUUGCAUAAAACUCAAACUUUAAGUAGCUGCUUAUGAGGAUAGGGAAGUCAGGAAGCUAAUGUCUGUCUCAAGGUACAGGACAGCUGUUUGUUCAUCAACCUCAACUGUCCCAACCUGACAUAGGGAAGUGGGGACAGCUACUCAGAGAACCGCAAAACAUCAUCGGUACAGUAGCAAGCCUGUACUCCAAAUCCAAAAUCCCUAUACUUUUUCACCAGAGUGCACAGAAGAGGAACAUGGCUCAAGAAACUAACCAUAGCCAAGUGCCUAUGCUUUGUUCCACUGGCUGUGGAUUUUAUGGAAACCCUCGUACAAAUGGCAUGUGUUCAGUAUGUUAUAAAGAACAUCUUCAAAGACAGAAUAGUAGUAAUGGUAGAAUUAGCCCACCUGCAACUUCUGUCAGUAGUCUGUCUGAAUCUUUACCAGUUCAGUGCACAAAUGGCAAUGUCCCAGAAGCUCAGUCAACAUUAGACUCCACGUUUUCCCCAUCUAUGCAGCCAAGUCCUGUAUCAAAUCAAUCACUUUUAUCAGACUCUGUAGCAUCUACCCAAAUGGAAAGUACAUCUGUGGACAAAGCAGUACCUGAAACAGACGAUCUGCAAGGACCCAGAGCAGAGGAUCUUGUUCCUCUUGAGUGUGAUCCUCCAUGUGGAUAGUUAAUCUUAUUUUACCUGCCUGGUGCUUUUGUAAACAGCCAUAAUUACUAGUGGUUAACAGACAAAAUUUGAUUUGUCCCAAAUAG